AUUGUAGUUGCAGAUGAAAUGAUGGCUUACAAAGUCUCGGCCUGAAGUCCAUGCACAUCAUUUCCCCCUACACCCCCUUCUCCCGUGCGGGUAGAUGGGAUUCUUCUACAAAUCUUGUUUGCUGUGAAUUUCAUGUACUUCUCCCUCACUGCAGAUAUCCCAACGUGGCUCCACGUAGACAGUCAAUCAGGUGUUGAAUAGGUUCUAUUCUCUGUGAUUAGUGUUGUAUUGUCCAGCACUCCAAGACCACAACAGGAGGAAACUUGCUCAUUUCCCCUUUUUCUUGUUCUCUCUUCAGCCCAACUAUGUCUGGAUACCGUUCCCGCUUCCUUUCCAGAAAACCUUUCUCUGAACCUCUUAACUCUAUCCAGAAAUCACUUCAUCCUCGCGUCACCUCAACCCUAACAAGCCAGAGACAGCACUAUCACACGUGGCGCAUAGCUCUCGGCCACCACCUCGCCCCCUGGUCUUACCUAUUGUGUCGAGGACAAGAUCUUGUCUUUCCCGUUAUUAACGGCAAUUUUAUAGUCGAGAAACCUUUAUAUAUGACUGACCUGUCGCACUGGACUUCCUCUUCUGCAUCAACACAGACAUCUUGUCCAGUAACACCACCUGACUCUGCUCUCCUUUUCUUCAGAGAGCAUCGAUACUAAGCACACAAAUACAUCUUCCCUUACAAAAAAAACCAUGGACGCUCCCAACAACACUUCUCAAUCUCAGGACCCCCAAGUCGAUGUCCCUAAGGAGAACAGUCCUCCUCCAGCCUACACACCACGAAGAGUUCCUGUCACUGAUUUCACUGCCAUGAUGGCCAGAAUCAUUCAAGAGAGGCGGGAUGCUCUCCCUAACAUGGGUGGAAAUAACCCACGCCCUCAGCCCCAACAAACCACCUGCACUUCCCUGCUUUCUGAUACUGUGGAUGAUGACCAAGACGAGACAUCCGAGGGAAGCUCACCCAUCAGCCUCAAAAUUGACACAUCUGUCAAUGUGUCACGAAACAACAACAUCGUGUGCCUGACAGCCACUCCUGCGGAACAGGCCAAUGCCAUCGCCAAAGCCGUCGUGCAAGCUUUACACGAGGGAAGCUCUGGCCGUUGCGGCAUUCCAAUGAUUGACGAGUCCGGCUGCCCUCGACCCUUGAGUAUCCAGGUCGAUGCGGGCCUGAAUGUUGAGGGAACAGGUAAUGUCAUUGGAAGUCGAGAUGUUCUUGGAGGUCUCAUCCAGAAACGUGCUGGAUCUUCACUUCGACUUGACCUGGAUGAUGAGGAAGACUUGGCCCCUACUAAGAGACGGCGAACAAGUCAUUAAAUGGAGAAUACCAUGUCACAUCUCUGGAAAGGGUUGAAUUCGGAGGUUGCUGGGUAAUCACGGGAAAACAUUUCCAACGAUCCUGGUGAAGGUCUAUUUUACUUAGACUUCUCUCGUGGGAUGUCGAAUUGAGAACAGCAAUGCUGAGAAGGAGAUGAACGGCCUUUUUAUGAUUAGAGAUGAAAGGCAUGGGGUUUAGGAGUUUAUUCAUUCUUUUCUUUCUUCCUUGGCCAGCCGGAACCUGAAGGUUGGUGAUAUUCAUGUAACACAGCGGAAUUAAUUACUGAUUUAAGAAGAGAACCAUUGCUUUGUCUCAGCCACAGAUGAAAUGAUAAUUAAUUAACUGUGUUACCAAAAAAAGGUGACUUAUUGUUUACGGGAUCUUUGGGAUCUUUGGGAUCUUUCUGUCAGGCGAAUAUCUACAGUGCCGCCUGUAUGUGUGAGAGAGUAUUCUUGGGAUGCGAAUAAUCGACAGAAGAUACUCCUAACUUGUGAUAUGAAGUGAUAUACAAAUACAAUUGGAGU
Messenger RNA from Fusarium odoratissimum NRRL 54006, 1833 nucleotides. RefSeq lists its product as uncharacterized. The transcript is spliced from 2 exons. The record is from RefSeq and is a predicted model, not a curated record. The coding region runs from base 688 to 1308 and encodes 206 amino acids. NCBI's taxonomy places the organism in Eukaryota, Fungi, Ascomycota, Sordariomycetes, Hypocreales, Nectriaceae.